Molecule: messenger RNA, 129 nt
Organism: Vairimorpha ceranae
Lineage: Eukaryota; Fungi; Microsporidia; Nosematidae
Exons: 1
Coding region: 1-129 (42 amino acids)
Source: RefSeq, a predicted model, not a curated record
AUGAAAAGUACUAUUAAGAAAGAAAAUGGCGCUUUACGUGAUUAUUUAGGCAACUGGUUAAUCCAAUAUACAUUUAAACGGUGGCAUAUUUUAUACAAAAAUAAUGAAAAGGUUCUAAUGUAUACAUAA